Messenger RNA from Penicillium daleae, 1320 nucleotides. RefSeq lists its product as uncharacterized. The record is from RefSeq and is a predicted model, not a curated record. NCBI's taxonomy places the organism in Eukaryota, Fungi, Ascomycota, Eurotiomycetes, Eurotiales, Aspergillaceae. The coding region runs from base 1 to 1320 and encodes 439 amino acids. The transcript has a single exon.
AUGACCCGUGGCCCGGUCUUAGUAUUCCGUGCCAGCCAGCUUUCAGGUCACGACCGAGAUUCAGAGGAACCACAAAGCCCGCGACUGUCUCGAAAGUGUGACAUCCUGGGCCGUGUUGAAGACAUACUUGACACUUGGGGACCAGGAAACCUGGUAUUCCCAAGAAAUGAGAGGAGUUCUCCUGUCGCCAUACAAAUUGGUGAUGGAUUUAUCUUUGCUGGUGAAAGCGAAAGCCUCCAUUGGGCUCAUGGAGUACCAGAUGCCAAGGAAUUGAGUCAUAUUGACCUUGCGCAGCCGCUUCUGAUUGGCACAUUGAUAACGGAAAACGCUGCAUGUGGCCUUAGCGAAGCAGUGUGCCGAGGGAUAUCAUCCAAUAUUCUGGAAGAACUGGGAACAACACGCGCCUGGUGGAGAGAAACGGAACGGCAAACAAGCAUCAGUGGAGGCCAGUAUGUGUUCAUCCAAUGCGGGACAACUUGGGACAAGCAAACUGGGAUCUCAGUGAAAGAUCGAGCCUUUGUAUACCCAGACGAGGACGUCCUAAUUCAAAAAAUGGACUCGUACUGGGGCGUCCAGUUGAGCUACUGCACUGGGGUAGCCAGGAGAGUCCGCUUGAGGAGGCUCGUGGCUGACUUGAUGCCGCAUUUCUCCUAUGACUCGAGUCUCAAAACCAACACCGUCGAAUCAAAAUUGAGGAAUAAACUUUUGGGACCAGGAGAAGUUCGGAAGUGGCUGGGUGAAUUGAGCUCAGACUUGCGCGUAGAAUUUCUUCAAAUUACCCGCAAAAUCCUUGAUACCCUUCGUCAUACCGGAUUGGACUCCACGGGAAAGUAUUUUUGCGUUGCCUGGCCGUUCAAAGGUGACAUAACCGGGUGUCUCAAGAUCCCCCUUGAGGAUGACAGCUCUUGGGCCAGAGUCCUGGCGGACUCACAUGAUUGUGCCACCUUCGCAUAUAUCACAAUGGAAUGCUUUGAGACAGCGGAGAUUCAAUGCAGCAAAACUCGACAAGCUUGCCAGGACAUCUACCUACUGGAGACAGCUAUUUUUCGCCCCAGGCGAGAAAAUUAUCGUGCAUUCCUGCAGCAUAACGAAAUAUGUUUCUUCUCAAAGCAGGACAGCAUGUUCUGGGUCAAGGUACUAAAGGAGCACACGGAUCAACCGGCACAUCUCGUCGAACUGUUGGCUCUUCUGUCAAUGCCCAUGACCAUUCGGCAGAGGCUAUAUCUAAGCGAGAAAAGGAAGCAACGGAGCCGUCUGCGGGAGUGUCAUGCUAAUUGGGCUCAAGGGGAAGUCGUUUCCGUUUCUUCCGCAGGAGUGUAA